Molecule: messenger RNA, 770 nt
Organism: Plectropomus leopardus (leopard coralgrouper)
Lineage: Eukaryota; Metazoa; Chordata; Actinopteri; Perciformes; Serranidae
Gene: spcs3
Product: signal peptidase complex subunit 3
Biological process (GO): protein targeting to ER
Cellular component (GO): membrane; signal peptidase complex
Source: RefSeq, a predicted model, not a curated record
UGUGCACAGUAGCUAGCAAGCGCGUACACCCUGUGCAAUACUGUGUAUUUUCUGUUAUUCUCAUCAUUCCUGUGGUCGUAGCUGGCUUUUAAAGAUGAACACAGUUUUGUCGAGAGCUAACUCUUUGUUCGCCUUCUCCCUGAGCGUCAUGGCGGCCUUAACUUUCGGCUGUUUCGUCACGACAGCAUUCAAAGACAGAAGAGUUCCUGUGGACAUACACGUCUCCAAAGUCAUGCUGAAAAACGUUGAUGACUUCACAGGACCCAGAGAGCGCAGUGAUCUGGGUUUCAUCACCUUUGACCUCGCAGCUGAUUUGCAGCCAAUUUUUGACUGGAACGUUAAACAGCUGUUUCUCUAUCUUUCUGCCGAGUACACCACGAAGAGCAAUUCUCUGAAUCAGGUGGUGCUGUGGGAUAAGAUCGUCCUUCGAGGUGAAAAUACCAAACUGAACCUCAGAGACAUGAAAUCCAAAUACUUCUUCUUCGACGAUGGGAAUGGACUCAGAGCCAAUAAGAACAUCACGCUCACACUGUCGUGGAACGUCGUUCCCAACGCCGGGAUCCUGCCUCUUGUCGCUGGAAGUGGACACGUCAGCCUCCCAUUCCCGGAUACAUACGAGACCACCAAGAGCUAUUAGACACAAACACAAACCUGGCCAAUUUCAACACACUGUACACACACACACUGAUGACUCACACACACUGUGCGCUGGUGUUUCUUCAUAGAUGUAAAUGAAUUUUUGGUUUGUAAUAAAAGUUGAGAUUGGAAAA